Molecule: messenger RNA, 1442 nt
Organism: Onthophagus taurus
Lineage: Eukaryota; Metazoa; Arthropoda; Insecta; Coleoptera; Scarabaeidae
Product: polymerase delta-interacting protein 3
Biological process (GO): mRNA export from nucleus
Cellular component (GO): nucleus
Molecular function (GO): mRNA binding
Source: RefSeq, a predicted model, not a curated record
CUCUGGUGGGCACUUAACCAAUCACAGGCCGGCAUUACAGUUAACCCAAAAGCCAUUUUGACAGCUCUCGGAAAUUUCAUAAAUUAGUGGUGGUGCAUGGUGUUGUAACUAGGCUUAGUUAUAAAAACGUAAAUCUAAACAUAUAAUAACUCUUCUAUACACAUAAAAGAUAAUGGUAAAAGCUAGAAAUCGUAUAAACAUGAAGCCUUCUCAGAAUAUUAAAAAACGGUUAGGAACGUUUAAAAUAAAACCAAACGUAGCAGAUGCACGUCAAAAAUUAAUUCAAUCGAAACGUAAAAAUGUAAGAGAUGCAAGAGAUAUCCUUGCGAAUAUGGCAAAAAAGCAAGAUGCUAGAAACAAACUGGAAAAAAUGCGUCAAAAACGAUCUGGAGAUGUGAAAUAUAUUGGUAAUAGUAUUAUGAAAAAAACGGAUAGAAAUGGAAAAAUCUCAUUAGUAACAAACAAACCAAAAUUGAAUGAUUUAAAUGUAGCAAUACAACAGCAAUUAGGACUCUUACAAUCGAGAUCUCCCAAAAAAAUUUCCCCAAAAAGACCAAUUCCGUCUGUUAAGCAACCUUUUGUACCACCAGUUAUUCGAAAAACCAUAUUAAACGAUUAUACCUUGCCUGUACAAACUUAUCCAUUUGAUCAAUCGGAUUUAUAUCGAUGGGUCCAUCCUGAUAUUAUCCCGCAAACUUCAGAACCAAGACGAAAUUAUAACCCUUCAGAUUUACGUUUUAAUUCUAAAAGACUUGCAGGUUACGUUGACUUAGAUGCGGUUGAUGAUGAAGAAAUGCCAUUAGUUGCUCCGCUAAGAACCACACCGAUAAAAAUGAGUAUACAUUCUCGAUUAGAUACACUCCCGGCACCACAACAAUCUCACGGAGUCCUUGCCAGUGGAAUAAAAACGAAAGUUGUUAUACCUGUUGGACAUAGAAUUGUCGUUUCUAAUUUGCAAGGUGGUGUAACUGAAGAUGAUAUAAGAGAAUUGUUUGAGGAUAUUGGCGAAUUAUUAGUUGCAAGAUUAGUAAGACCUGGAACGGCGGAAGUGAUUUAUAAAGAUUUGAAGGAUGCACAAAAAGCUGUGGAAACUUAUCACAACCGACAAUUGGAUGGACAACCUAUGAAGUGUUUAUUGGUUAAUAAAAGGCCAAUUAAUAAUCCUACGGCACCAGCCAUUGCACCCGUUGGAUCGGUGUCAAGAAAAUCAACAAUUUCUGAUUCAAAUAAACUCGUUCCUGAUUUAUCUACGAUACAUAAAGUUCUUUUUCAACGUGAUUAGAAUGUAAUUAUCGAUAAAUUUGAAGAAAAAUCAUGAAAAGGUGGUACUUAGAUCCUUCAAUAUAAUUAAUUUGUCAUUAUAUUUAAUGUGUUUGUCAAAAUAAGUCUUUAUAACGAUAAUAUUAGCGUUUAAAAACAAUAAAAUAGAAAGUUAAAUGAAA